Molecule: messenger RNA, 1578 nt
Organism: Jatropha curcas
Lineage: Eukaryota; Viridiplantae; Streptophyta; Magnoliopsida; Malpighiales; Euphorbiaceae
Source: RefSeq, a predicted model, not a curated record
AGUUUGCCAUCCACGGUCCACCAGCUCACGUUAGCAUUUCUCAGCCUCUCCUCCUUGAGACUUUAAAUCCUCCAGAUUUUGACACGUGCCACGAGAAUUCUCUCCCGCCUCGCAAAUCUAUCCGUUAACCCUAAUCUAUCAUCUCUCUUUCUCUUUCUUUCUCUCUCUUCUGGAGGUCUCUGCAACUCUUCUCUCUCUUCCAUUGAAGGAGAGCAAGAUAAGGAAAACAAGGAAACGAAUUUGUUUUUCCUUUUUCUUUAUAUAUAAAAGAAGAGAGGGUAAAUGGGGAAACUACUAUGUGAUUCCACGGCCGUUGCGGAAACGACAUUUCAACCUUCGUCGCCGGCCAUCCAUUGGAGAGACACCAACGGGGCUUCUCUUGAAGCCGUUGAUCUUGUAUCGACCACAAAUACAACCACGUGGGAUGAUGUGAUUGGUCUAGAAGAUCAGCAGAGACGCCAUUUACAGAAACUCCAAGCCAAAGGCGUGCUCUGGAAGCACCCUGGGGAUGGUGAUAACGACUCUGCUUCUUCGUCUCCUCCAAGAUCGGUGGUUUUCAGGUUAUCUCAUGGGGGAGAGGUGUCGGCGGACGGGAACUGCCUGUUUACCGCGUCGCAGAGAGCGAUGAUGGCCCGUGAGAUGGACGCGCGGGAGCUGAGGAGGCGGACGGUCCGGCGGUUCUCGGAGGACUUUGGAUCCGCGCAUGAAGAAGACAAAGAAAAGAUAAAUGAUGCUGUUAAACACAUGUAUUCGCCGGAUCUGAAAAGCGGGUGGGGGAUUCAUGUGGUCCAAGAGGUCAAGCUGUUGGCCAAGAAGGAGGAUCGUGUAACUUUGGAUUCGGCGAUCGAAGAGCUAGUUCAGCUUGGGAUGCAAAGGACACAUAUUGUUUCUAAUUUAGCCUUUUCUUGUUCUGCUAAUACAAUUAAGGUGCAAGCACAUGGAUCUGAUGCGAUGGUUGAUGAAGACAAUUGUGUUUUCUUCCUCCCACACCGCCCAAGGAGUGAAAUUUGUGAACUUCCCUUCUUUCUAUUUAUGAAAGGAACAGGUUGGUGUGGUGCUGGAGCAGAUCAUUACGAGCCAUUGAUUGCGCAUCCUUCUUCUCUUGUUUCCAAUGAAAAGGUUGCUGUAGUACUUUGAGGGCAUUGUCCUGUAGUUUUGUGGCUUAGAGAGAUUGAACAGAAGUAGUUUUAUUUUUUUCCCCCUCAUACAAAAUUCAAUUAUCCAAUGUUGUUAGCCUGAUUCUUUUUCGGAUCAGGAGGAUAAUUUUUUCUUUUCAAAUUGAGGUCAUGUAGGAUUGAUCAUUUUGACACUAGAUUUGCAGGUUUGUUUUCUGCAACUGAGGCAGUCUUGUAGCAUUAGUAAUGGUUUUGCCGGCUUCGAUUAUUGUUGGUGUUGAGUUUUUUUGAGGGUGCUUGAGUUGUCUUAGGGUACUAUUCUAUCCAAGCUGGAAUAGCACCAUUCUGUUGUAUCCUGAUCUGGAUUAAUUACAUUCAGCUAUAGAUUCUAGAAGUGAAUUCUUGUUCAUUUUCAUUGUUUGAUGGAUUUGUUCAAUAAAAAUUCAUCUAUACAGUUUUGUAA